AUGAGUGACACGCUGAUGGAUGUGGAUGCGGUUUCAGAGGUGUGUGAGAUGCAGGGUGAGACGUUUGCGGCUGAAUGCCGGGCAGAGCUUGAGAAGCAGCUGAAGGAGUGGGGCACUCCACAGCGGUACUUGGAGCAUCGCCUUGGCUGCCCCUCUGCGGGGGGGUUGGGGAAGUGGACCCAGAAUGUGCGUGACUUCCUGCAGUGGCUCUGGGAUACCUUUCCAGAGAAGGACUCUGCGCUGUAUUGUUAUACAGAGCAGCUGCCGGCCACCAAGCAUGCUGAUUUGUCCACUACCUUGCCGCUGGCAGUGCAUGUCUCAACCUUGGCCUUUGAGCAAGCAGCUUCUGUGAAGCCAGCGCCGGGCCGUGACCUCACUCUGCAGCUUGUGGAUCACUACCUGGCUGAUGGCUUCAUCACUUCUGGGGAAGUCUUGCUUGUGUCGCAGCCAGAUGCCCUCCUCUGCGAUCCACUCCCUGGUCCUUGGGGUGGCGAGCUGAAGGCCUUCAGUGUGGGCUACGUGAAGGGCCAGGCCCGAGCGGUUUCCUUGCUUGCCCUCCUGUCGAUCAUGCAUGAGAUGAAGGUUUCUGUGGAUGUUCUCCUAAAGGAAGCCCCAAAGUUUCAUGAGACGGUCUCUUUGAUUUGGGUGCAGAGGAUCCAGGAAGGCAGCCGCAGCGACGAGGCUUUGCUGAACAUGAAGCUUUCCCUUCGAGGCACUCUCCGCAAAGCCUGCAACGUGGUGCAGAUUUGUGAGAUGAUCCGCCGCCUUCGAGUGGAAGGGGAGACCUACAGCAAGUUUGUUCAGCGCUGGAACUCGAGCUGUGCGAGAACACACCAGCUGGCUGGCCGCAAGUCCCAGUCGCUCAAGCUGCUCUUUGAGCAUGCCUCUGAGGAUAUCCUGGACUUGAUCUUGCUGCAUGUCAACACGUUGGGGUGGGACCAUUGCGUGUACAGCGAGGAUUCCCUUGCCAGCAAGCGCAUCUAUGUGGGGUACCAGUUUCCCUCCAAGUCCCGACGCUGGCAGCACCGCUUGAAGGUGACCGAGCUGUCCAUGAUCACGAUGGCCCACCGAGCACAGUACAUGCAGGAAACUGCGGCUGACUAUGCCCGCAGAAAGCUGGAUGUGCAGCAUCUGGAGGCUCUUGCUGAGAAGGCUGCUGCUUUGACAGCCAUGAUCAAUGAGUUCCGUGCCUUUCAUCCUGUGCCAGAGGAUGUGCUGCGUGAGAAGAUCCUCAAGGAGUGGGCCUGUAGGUCCAACCGCAUUGAUGUGGAGCUGAACGCAGCCCUGCUGGACAAGGCUGACAGCUUCGAGGUUGCAGCCAACAUGCCAUGCUUCAAGGCCUUGCUGGAUCAGCACCUCACAACGGCCCCUGUGUCCUCGGCGUCUGAGGCAAACUUGCUGGAUGCCCUGAAGCAGGAUGAGUUCGACCACUUGAUCAAGAAAUUGCAGUAUGACACCCAGGUGUUUCAGAUUUGGCAGGCCAAAUGCCGAACUAUUUCGGAUGCUCGAGAGCAUGCUCGCCAGGAGCAUGUCCUUGCAACGCACGUUGCCAACAAGACGGCCGUGGAAAACUUCGUCGGUGCCUGUGUCAAGUUCCUAGCAUGGGAGGAGAAGGGCUGUGACCAGCUCCUCCCUGAAAUCUUGGAUUUCCGCAGGGAUGUCUUGCGCAAGCUGCGCACAGGUGAUGUAAAUGCGGCAACGCCCACGUUCUGCAUCCUGAACUGGACCACUCCUUGCUGCUUCCGUGACCAUCGUCAGAACGAGCAUGUGAACUUGUUGGCGUGGGCCUUCCAUGAUAGCCCCCAGAGCUCUGGCAUUGUGUUUGGGCCUGUGUACUCUUGGAACAAGGGCAAGAUUUUCCUGGAGGAAACUGCAGCCAUGAACAUGCUCAGCCGCCAAGGUGUGAACCUGGAUCACUCCUUCUCGCUUCUCUUUGAGGAUCGUUGCGACCAGAGAGACGGCCGACCGCUUAACUACCCUGGACGGUAUCUCUUCCCUGGUUUCGUGCCUGACCUUGCCAAGAACAUGUUCUUCCAUGGUGACCUUCGCAAGUGUGGACGCGCAGAUGCUGUCAAGCAGCUGCCUGCGAAGGACUUGAAGGAGAUGGAUGACUUGCGUGAGGAUGCUGUGCCUACCUCUUGCGAUGCCCGCCCGGUAAGUGGCCCUGCGAAGUAUGGUCAGUUUGGUGUGCCGGCUGCGGAGGAAGUCCUCUGUAAGUCCUUGAAGGGUGUCUCCCUGGACAAUGUCGCAGCGGUCUUCAUCAUUGAUGUGGCGCCGAAGGUUGGAGACUUCUGCCAGGCCUUCCUCCAGGCGCGCCCAAAGCUGUCCCACACCUGUCCUGUGGUCUAUGUGGCCAUCUCUGAGAAGCAGUCGGAGUCUGACUGGCUCCAAGCUGCUUUGCUUGAAGAUUUGGUUGUCAGGGUGAAGGCUGGCACCUUCUCUGUGCCUGGCGCCAAGGCGAAUGCAGAGAUUCCGGCUGACUUGCUGCAGCCCUUCCCCGCGUUGCCCAACAUGAACUUGCUAGUCACAAAGGGUGAUGAUGAGAAGAAGGCUUUGCAGAUCCCAGCUCCCCUCGUGAAGAAAUGGGCUGGGGAUGCUGAGUUUGGCAGCCGUUUUCAGACCUGGCUGGAUGAGUUCUUGAAGACCUACGAGGUUGCUGAGGAAGCUGCCUCAGGUGAGCAGGGAACUCCGGAGCCAGCCCUCAAAAGGCAAAGGACAACUCCAGCUGUGGAGGACAAGGUCUUGGAUGCGAGCUUCCUGGUGGACAAUGACAAGGUAGAGGGCGCCUUGCUUUUUGAUGUGAAGCUGUCCCCUAAGGAUGCCUUGAACUUCCAGCUUCGAGCAGCCCAUCGAGCAUUCCUGGUGAAUCAGUUGAACCACGAGUUCACAUUGAAGUCUGGAGCGCCUGUCAUUGGAUUUGGCCGGGGAAGCUUCAAGCUUGUGAAGGCCAAUGAGACAAUGGAUGAGAAGGCUGUGCCAUUCAUCAUCAAGAACGUGGAUACUUUGGUGUGUGUCAGUGGCACUGUGAUGACGAUCUGUGAUGCCCUGCAGCAGCAGCGCAAGACGAAGCCGGAUGCAAGCGUUUGCUAUCAUACCGUCAAGGUGCCAGAGGACAAUCCGAACUCCUUUGUCUUUUCUGCGACUCACUGCGUGGCCUACAUCCCAUCUGGAGGGGCCAACAAGCCGAAGAAGGAGAAUGCCAAUGCUGGUGAGGAGGACAAUGGCUCUGAGGGAGGAGCUGUGACAGCCAGCAAUGUUGCAGCGCGCGAGGCACUGAAGAUUUGGGAGGCCUCCCCAGCAUUGAAGCUGGUCUGGUGGGUCAGGUGGACCGUCAAGGGCUUGAGCCCUGUGAAGCCCAUGCUGCACAUCGGCCUUGGUGAGAAGCUCGUGUUGCCGGUUGGCAAGUCCUACAAGGUCACUGCUGAGUGA
This is a messenger RNA of Symbiodinium pilosum, 3429 nucleotides long. The record is from the annotation of a GenBank genome assembly. NCBI's taxonomy places the organism in Eukaryota, Dinophyceae, Suessiales, Symbiodiniaceae.